UCUACUCCUACUCCUAGUUGCAUGAUGGUUCUAGACAGCGUAAUAAAUUCACCCCACCGGAGGUCACAAACCGCAUUUUCUUCACCGUCAUUCAGAAAGCAAUCCGAAUUGGGUAGCUUUUCGACAAUCAUUAGGCGCCACCAAUUCCUGCUAACGGCCCUCGCCCUCCUUGCUUUCCUCUGCACGGUUUAUCUUUACUUUGCCGUAACUCUAGGGGAAGAUAACUCGUGUUCGGGUUUGACUGUGACUCAAAAGGCGUUGUGUCAUGCUCAACACGUAAAACAAACGGUUGCCAAAGGGAAAAUGAAAAUUCUCUAGCGAAUAGAAGAACUCGACAACUAUAUAUAGUCAGUAAAAACUAAAUCAAAUGAAACCAGUAAAUCUCACAGUCUUUUUUCAUCUUAUCUGUUUAGGGUUCUUUUUCUAGGAUUCUACUAAAAACAAAGAAUUUGUCGACUCAUUUUUAGUGAUUUGCAGCAGAAAGAAAUGUGUAUUUAACCUAGAAACAAUUAAUUAUGUCCUUGGUAAAACUAGUCUUUUUUAUUGUAAUUUUU
Messenger RNA from Cynara cardunculus var. scolymus (artichoke), 554 nucleotides. RefSeq lists its product as uncharacterized. The transcript has a single exon. NCBI's taxonomy places the organism in Eukaryota, Viridiplantae, Streptophyta, Magnoliopsida, Asterales, Asteraceae. The record is from RefSeq and is a predicted model, not a curated record. The coding region runs from base 22 to 318 and encodes 98 amino acids.